AUGCAUCGCGCAGCGCACCGGCAACAGGUCCUGUUGGGCCACCUCGAAGCAGCGGUGAGUUCUGCCGCCCCCGCCCCACCGCCGAUGAGCGCGCACCCCACCUCCGCCGGCGACUCGGCCGCCUAUGAGCGGCGCAACCUGGCCUGCGAUGACGUCGUCAUCGUGUCCGCCUGCCGCACCGCGCUCUGCAAGGCCAAGCGCGGCGGCUUCAAGGACACACCGGUGGAUGACCUCAUCGCCACGGUGCUCAAAGAGACUAUCCGCCGCUCAGGAGUGGAGCCAGAGGCCGUGGGCGACGUGUGCUUUGGCAGCGUGAUGGGCCCCUCCAGCCAGCGCGCCAACGAGUGCCGUAUCGCCAUGUUCCUCGCCGGCUUCCCCACCUCGGUGCCCGUGCACACCGUCAACCGUCAGUGCUCCUCAGCAGGCCUGCAGGCCAUUGCGCAGGUGGCUGCGUCCAUCAAGGCCGGCUACUAUGAGGUCGGCAUCGCCGGUGGGGUGGAGUCCAUGACAACCAACCCCAUGGCCUGGGAGGGCGCCAUCAACCCGCGGGUGGCCGAGAACCAGUGCGCCCAGGACUGCCUGCUGCCCAUGGGCAUCACCAGCGAGAACGUGGCGGCGCAGUACGGCGUGUCUCGCGAGGUGCAGGACGCGUUUGCAGCGCGCUCCCACGCGCUGGCGGCGGCCGCGCAGGCGGCCGGCAAGUUCCGCGACGAGAUUGUGCCGGUGGCCACGGUGCUCAAGGACCCCAAGACGGGCGAGGAGCGGCGCGUGGUGAUUGACCAGGACGACGGCAUCCGCCCGGGCACCACCCCCGCCUCCCUGGGCCAGCUCAGGCCCGUGUUCAAGAAGGGCGGCUCCACCACCGCCGGCAACAGCAGCCAGGUGCGCGCCUGGCCCCUGCCCCCUUUGCCUUCUUCCAUCCACCCCUCCAGCCCGUGGCAUACCGCCGCCGCCACCACCACACCAACAUCACCCACCACCCACGCGUGCGACGCUUGCUUGUGCCGCUCGCCUGCGUCCCUCCCCACCACCCCGCAAUUGCUGCCCUCUGGCUUCCGCCAUUGA
Molecule: messenger RNA, 1065 nt
Organism: Chlorella variabilis
Lineage: Eukaryota; Viridiplantae; Chlorophyta; Trebouxiophyceae; Chlorellales; Chlorellaceae
Exons: 6
Coding region: 1-1065 (354 amino acids)
Biological process (GO): phenylacetate catabolic process; fatty acid beta-oxidation
Cellular component (GO): peroxisome
Molecular function (GO): acetyl-CoA C-acyltransferase activity
Source: RefSeq, a predicted model, not a curated record